AAAAGUAUCGCAACAAAUAAUGCCGCAGGCAAAAAUGCAUAUCGAAGUUUUUUAUGGGUAAAAAAUGAUUCCAAAGUGGUUCGCCCAUUUUCGAAAAAAGGAUUCUGUUAUUCACAUGCAGAUUAUUGAAAGUUUUUUCUUUGCAAAUAUUAUUAUAUUUUGAAAUAUCUUUUUAUAUUUUAUAAAGCCUGAGAAUUUUAAAAAGUAAACAACAAUCAUUGCAUGUUUGCGUAUAUUUUGUACAUUUUUUUGGAAUUGAAUUGAAUUGGCAGAAUUUGGAGUCAUUUCUAUACAGAGUUUACAUAGCAGAUAUUAUAAAGAUUUUGGACACAUAUUUCAUCCUACUUAAUUUUAAAUGCUAAAUAAAGAGGGUAGCUUUAUGACUCAUUUAGGUCUGCUUCAAAAUAUCCGAACCUUUUUUCACUGCCGCUACUAAUUAAUGAUUUCUUUACCUUUACAUUGAUUUAAAGCAACAAUUUAAAUCCAGUUCUAUGUUGCACAGUGUUAACGUGCAUUCACGAUGCCAAACGUACUUAAAUGUCUGUAUUUUAUUAUUAAAUAGAUGUUCAUGAGCAUCAAAUAGCAAGUAAACAUACCCAGACUAUGAAUGUAUGCAGUGAAAACUUAAACAAAAAAAUCCAUGCUGCUGUUCUGCUUCGGUUAAUUCCAUCUUGUUUUGUAGCCGUUCAAAUAUAUGAAUUGAUUCUUUAAUCAGUUUGGUCUUAACGCUAGACAUUGCACUUUCAUACUAAUACGAGAAAAUUUGCGAAAAUCUGCCAAGAAGGCCUAGCAAAAGAUGAGUGGCCCUGCGUUGUUUUUUGCAUUUUGUGUAUUCUUUUUAUUUGUCGAGAUAAAUUGCAUACAAAAUCAUCGACCUCAUACCGAAACCCAAUGGCGACUAAAUAAUCGACAAGAUUUGUACAGCCAUCCUCGACUUUUGGUAUGGAAGCCAGUAUUGCCACAACACCUAUAUAUGAAUCCAAAAACACCGAUGUUGCCUGGAUCAAUGCCAAUAAACUACAACCGAUACGGAUUUUCUCAUUUACCUGCACAGCUCAAACCUCAAAGUUACAUUUUUGCUAUGCCAACUCCAAACCAAAAAUUACAGCCGUAUGGACUUAAUGAAAUGGCCGAAAAAAGAAAACCUGGGAAUUUUCACCAUAUUACCAUCAUAAAUGCUGUAAUCCCAAAACCACAUUUCCCCCCUCCCACUUCGCCAACAACACAAUUCUUUCCAACAUACCCUAAGUAUCGAAAUAACAAGCAUCUGUACCACCCAUAUCUAAAUAAAUUGACAGGAUGGAAUAACAUCAGCAGGAUUCCAAUUGUGGCUCAGCAAUAUCAACCUAUUUACGGAAACAUGCCAAUAGCAAGUAGCAGUACAGCGAUCAGUAAGCCCAUAAUUGAUAACUACAACAUUGUUAAAGAAAGAGAGCCGAAGUCAUAUUCAUGUUUUGGAAAAUCAUUACCCAAGGACUCCAUACAAAUAGCUAGUACUCACUCUUGUGAAACGAUUCCUCAAGGACAUAACGUUUCUCAGCAAAAAAUUAUUCCCUUACCUCAACAAACAACAAAAGUCGAGGUAUCUACUCCUUCAACCCCACCGAGUUCAAGUUUUAAACCCGAUGUAGUCGAGACAACCACACAAAAAAUAUUCCUACCAACUCCAAUAGCACAUCAUCCCAUUAGCAGCACCACCCCUCCAACCAUUGUUACUUCAAAUUUUAUAACAUUUGUACCACUACGGCAGAAUGAAGCUUCCUCAACCCGAAAGGAGGCAUAUCAUCACCGACAACAGCAUAAUUUCUUUACCCUCGAAGAUGCUAUAACAAAGCCUCCAUCGAUCAAUCAAAUAUUCAAUGACCCAUGGGAAGCUUUCAAACAUGCUCAAAGUCAGCAACAAAACUCCAUGAGGUUGCAAAGUAAUGCCCACGAUACCUUGAAAACGACUAAGCAAAGUUUCAUGCACAAUUUCUUUGAUGACAAUUACGAUACUUUGGAAACACAACAGAUCGAUGACUACACAAACUUUGAUAAAGGUUAUAACGACCCUGAUCCCUACUAUGUCAACACGAACGAGUAUGUUGCGCCAAUUCGUAAUAGAAUAAUUGAUGAAAACCAAAAUAAAGAAAAUCUUCUCCAUGAAACACAUCUUCGCUAUAAGCAAGCCAAUGGCAACCAAUAUCAAUAUAUAAGCACAUCGCCUCCAUAUAGAUACACUGGAAUAAGUAAAAGCAAAACAACAACUUUGAUUCCGACCAGUGCGGAAAUACCAACUUCUAAACCAUACAAUUUAAUUAAGUAUACAACACCACAAAGCUUACUAGAUGACACAACUACAACCCGCUUGAUUGAAGAUCAGACUUCAGAUUCCCCAUUAACUACCACCAGCAUUAGUGACCAUUCCAAACUGCCUGUCUAUACAACAGUUGCAACAUCCACUACUACUAGGGAAAAUAUUUUUAAAAAGACAAAAUUAAAACGUCCGUUUUACCAAGGCCAAAAUGCCACACACAAAUAUCCCAAAACCAUUAGAGGCCUAUUUAAGCCCAACAAAAACAGUACAUCGACUACAUCAACCACAAAACGUCUACAACCUCCCGAUCCCGAUUGA
Messenger RNA from Musca domestica (house fly), 2614 nucleotides. RefSeq lists its product as uncharacterized. The coding region runs from base 797 to 2614 and encodes 605 amino acids. Lineage: Eukaryota; Metazoa; Arthropoda; Insecta; Diptera; Muscidae. The transcript is spliced from 5 exons. The record is from RefSeq and is a predicted model, not a curated record.